CCCUGCAUCAUCGCUGCACGUUUCGGUCGCGCCCCUCAUCGCGAUCUUCGUCCCCUCGAGCUCCCUAAUCGCAUCGCAAGCCCGCGUCCCUGUUUGCUACUCGCCUGUGGUCCGUGAUAGUCCCCUUCUCGCGUAUCGUUCAUCCCCAGCGACCCCGUGUUCACGCGUGUGCAGUCCCAGGCCAUCGCUGCACCUCGCCGUCGCCAGUGACCAUCAUCGCAGCGCCCCUGUUCGCGUAGAUUCUCAGGUUUCACGUCAGUAUUUAUCGGCCAUUUUUGCCUUCUCGUCAAGAGAUUUGUGUGCCUCAGUAAUCAGUCAGAAUAUCAUCACGUGUUCAAUAAUUUUGAACUUUCUCAAUGUUCAGAUGCCGCCACAUAGGGAACCCGACCAUCCGGCUCCUACUCAGGCUACAGUGGUCACGCAGUUCCGCGACUAUCAUGCCGAAAAGUUCUCAGGGCAGAAAGAUCCUCGCAUAGUUGACGAGUGGAUUCAGGGCCUGGAGUUUAUCUUCGAGGUCAUGGAGUGCCCUGAGAGAUAUCGCGUCAUUUGCGCUCAGCUUCAGCUCACCGGUGAUGCUAGGCUCUGGUGGAACGCUUACUGGAGCAUGCGUCCCGGCGAAAAGGCGGGUUGUACGUGGGAGAUGUUCAAGGAGUUAAUCCGCGAGAAGUACUACCCCACAUACUACCGAGCCGAGAUGGAGCGUCAGUUUCUAUCGCUCCAGCAGGGUACUCGUACUGUUGACGAGUAUGAGAGGGAAUUCACGAGACUUGCAGCUUUUGUUCCUGAUUUGGUCUGCACGGAGGCCCAGCGAGCGCAGCGUUUCAUUGACGGGCUUUACCCAGCAGUCCGUCAUAACAUCGUAGGCCACGGGACACAGACGUACGCAUGUGCAGUCUCCAUUGCCCAGGAGGUGGAUGCCAGCAUUAGGAGGGAGGCCGUUCGUGAUAAGUUCCAGCCAUCCGCCCCUGCCCAGUCGUCUUCAGUUCCACCGUUGCCAGCCUUACCUUCUACCCAGCCGCCAAAGAACAACAAGAGGAGGGGAAAAGGUGCCCCGGCAGAUAAGAGGACCCGACGGAGGCUACAGCAGAUUCCCCA
This is a messenger RNA of Striga hermonthica, 1095 nucleotides long. The record is from the annotation of a GenBank genome assembly. NCBI's taxonomy places the organism in Eukaryota, Viridiplantae, Streptophyta, Magnoliopsida, Lamiales, Orobanchaceae.